Messenger RNA from Neurospora hispaniola, 1800 nucleotides. RefSeq names its product pyridoxal phosphate-dependent transferase. Gene Ontology annotation, molecular function: L-allo-threonine aldolase activity. Gene Ontology annotation, biological process: L-threonine catabolic process; glycine biosynthetic process. The coding region runs from base 246 to 1658 and encodes 470 amino acids. NCBI's taxonomy places the organism in Eukaryota, Fungi, Ascomycota, Sordariomycetes, Sordariales, Sordariaceae. The record is from RefSeq and is a predicted model, not a curated record. Gene Ontology annotation, cellular component: cytosol. The transcript has 3 exons.
GUUAAAUCAAAGAAACUCUCCAAAUAGCCUCCAACGCUUUUAUCAAAGCUUAUUCAUGCAAACGCAACAAAGAAUGGCCCAAUGCCCAGGAUGUUCCAUUCCCCGAGCAGCUUCCGCCGGGUCUGCCGGGCCGUGACGGGAAUUUCUAUCGAGAGCCUAAAAUCGAUCCGAAGGUGGGGCACCGUUACAGUGGAUAGCAUUUGUCCUUCAGGGCUCCGAUCAGGGCAUGCCGGAGACGGCGACAUAUGCCCGCAGAGUCACACGGUAAGAGGUCUAGAGCUCGCCGGGCUGACCACCUCUGUCCGAUGUCCAACGGUGAAUCUGACGUGAUUUCUUCGCCACUUCAAUCGACCAUGCCGGCCCAGGCCUCAAGAGCAGUUGCCCGACAACUUUGCAUCGCUGGUCGACAUCAACAACCUUUACGCUUGUCGUUCAGAACCCCGGUGGUUCUUUCGUCCGUUCGACAGUCCUGUGGUUUCUCGUCAACAACACCCUUCAAGAUGGGCCAGUCAGAUGUGCAAAAUGCCUGGAUUGGCAGCGCCGGCCCGGGAGCCUUUGAUCUCCGCAGUGAUACCAUGACAACUCCCACGGCGUCCAUGCUUGCCGCUAUCCAGUCCUGCUCUCUGCUCGACGAUGUCACACAAGAAGAUCCCACCACCAGCGACCUUGAGGCCCACUGCGCUGCUUUGUGCGGCAAGGAGGCCGGCCUCCUCGUUUUGUCAGGCACUAUGGGCAAUCAGCUAGCUAUGAGGUCCUUGCUCACCCAACCGCCUCACGGUGUGCUCUGCGAUGCCCGCUGCCACAUUGUAAAAUAUGAGGCUGGAGGUGUCUCAUCUCUAACGGGCGCCAUGCUCAAGCCUGUCAUGCCUAGUAACGGCGUCUACCUUACCCUCGAAGACGUCAAGGCCAACAUUCAUCUCGAUGACGACGUGCACACUUGCCCGACUCGUGUGAUUGAGCUCGAGAACACACUCAACGGCAUGAUCAUGCCGCUCUCCGAGGUACGCCGCAUCUCCGCCUUUGCUCGCGAGCAUGGGAUCAAGAUGCACUGCGACGGCGCGCGCUUGUGGGAGGCGGUGGCCUCUGGUGCUGGAAGCCUUGCCGAAUUUGCCAAGUGCUUUGACACAAUCAGCCUAUGCUUCUCUAAGGGCCUUGGAGCACCCAUUGGCAGCAUGCUGGUAGGCCCCAAGGACGUGAUCAAGCAUGCCCGGUGGGUAAGAAAGUCGAUUGGCGGUGGACUAAGACAGUCGGGCGUGGUGGCGGCUGCUGCGAGGGUUGCCGUUGACGAAACGUUUGGCAAGGGGCCCAGUGGCGAAGGCGGCAAGUUGAAGGGAGCGCAUAUUUUGGCCAAGGAGAUCGAGAGGAUAUGGACGGGCUUGGGCGGCAAGGUUCUUCAUCCUGUCGACACCAACAUGGUGUGGCUCGAUUUGAACGAUGCGAAGUGCUCGGUGGAGAGGAUCAAUGAGCUCGGCAAAGAAUCGGGACUCAAGUUAUGGGCACCUCGCUUGGUCAUCAGCUACCAGGUUUUUGAAAACCGUGAUCGUGUAAUACCCAAGCUGGAGAGCAUCUUCGAGACGAUCAUGCAGGAGAAGACAACAAAGACGGGAGAAGGUUUUCAGAAGGCUGAUGGAGAGAUAUCGCAAUAUCGGAGCAAAUAGAGUACUACGUAAUAGCCUCUUGCGAUGUCUUUUGGAUUUACCUAAUCCAAGAGUCUAAGUCUUACCGUGAACCCCCGGCCCGUUCUCUACAUCCAUAAAAGGGCCGAAAAAAAAAAAACGCUCUUGACUAAGAGGUGUGGGC